Mesorhabditis belari is the source of this 705-nucleotide messenger RNA. NCBI's taxonomy places the organism in Eukaryota, Metazoa, Nematoda, Chromadorea, Rhabditida, Rhabditidae. The record is from the annotation of a GenBank genome assembly.
AUGCGAACUCGAUCCUCGAGCGAUGAUCCCGAAAUGUUCGAUUCGUCGGAUUUAAGAGCUCUCCGUCAUCGAAUCGACACCACUUACGAUGAUAUGAGGCGACUGAUCUUGCUGGCUGCUAUUUUCUUCCUCGUCGGCAUUCUAGUGAUCAUGGCGAGGUUGCAGGUGGCAACAGAGGACAUCUUCCGGUGGGCGCCCGUCAUUUGGCUGCUGGGUGUCGUUGUUGCUGGAACUUUCAUGAACCUUUUCCUCCAAUGCGCCCGUUUCUUCUCAAAACGUCGAAAGAGGAGAACGCGCCGUGCAUCGAUUUCAUCCUCACACCUUUCGUCGCUUUUCGGGAAUUUCCCGAAUUCUUUCCCUUGUUUAGCUCCAUCACCACAUGUUGGAUGUUGCAGAGAUCCAGCCCGUCGCAUUGCGAGAGAUCUCUCGGAAAGCAAAGAGAGUCUUCCAGCAUAUGAAGAUAUUGUACAGUCGCCCUCAACCGAGAGUCCUCCUCCCGCUUACGAGGAGGCAAUGUUGAGUCGUUUAUCGAUAUUCUCUUCACCUUUCAAAAGAACUCAACCACUCUAUUGCCCAGUGCACGGAAAAAUUUCUCGAAGUACGACAUUGGUACAAAUGGAUUCACCCGCAAAUCCACUUUCCACAAUUGUCGAUGAGACUUCUCAAUGCACCUUUUCCAAUCAAUCCAAUCAAUCACCGGCUUCA